AUGCCCAGCUCCAUGCUGGCUGGGGAGACCCCCAGCACAGCGCUUCAGAGCCACACAACUGGGAAGCUGGGCUUCGAGGAGUUCAAGUAUUUGUGGGGGAACGUCAAGAAGUGGCAGUGUGUCUACAAACAGUACGACACGGACCGAUCCGGCACCAUCGGGAGCAGCGAGCUGCCAGGCGCCUUCGAGGCGGCGGGCUUCCGGCUGAACGAGCAGCUGUAUCAGAUGAUCGUGCGCAGGUACUCAGACGAGAACGGCCACAUGGACUUCGACAACUUCAUCAGCUGCCUGGUUCGCCUGGAUGCCAUGUUUCGGGUGCGAGAGGGCGUGCGGGCUUCCCUCCUGGCCUACUUUGACAUGUUCCCUCUUCACUGGUACCCCUGCAAGAUCACCCCUAGUGUCAUCUACGCCCGUGCAAAGCGCUAG
This is a messenger RNA of Malaclemys terrapin pileata, 426 nucleotides long. RefSeq names its product calpain small subunit 1-like. Gene Ontology annotation, molecular function: calcium ion binding. The transcript has 5 exons. Bases 1 to 426 code for a protein of 141 amino acids. NCBI's taxonomy places the organism in Eukaryota, Metazoa, Chordata, Testudines, Emydidae. The record is from RefSeq and is a predicted model, not a curated record.